UAAAGACCUCGUGGUAUUCUCAAUCUGAAUUCCAUGCUGAAAUUAAAUAUUUUAAAAAUCGUUUGAUUCCUUGGUGUAGUUCUUCACAGUUUCACAUAAGAAAAAUGAACGAAAUUUAUCUGGAUAUUAACGUCUUUUAGCAAGAAGGAAGAUAAGAAUAAUGGUUUAAACUUUAUUUAAAGGAUGGCAGCAAAUAUAUCGAAAGCAAAGUUUUUACAAAGUUUUAUAGGAGUGAGGUUUUGUACAGGAUGGCAACAGAGGCUACAGAGCUCGAGAUUUUCACGUUGCGUGUGUGGUGUUGGGACAAAAGACAAGAUUUUAGCAAGAGAAAGGACUCGUGUAAAUCUUAAGUUUGUUCCUCGUGGAUUUUCAACGAGCAUUGCACGAUAUAGUCAAGUAUGAUAUUUUGAUCUGUAGAAACACAUUUACAGCAUUCAGGGAUUUAUAAAAUACUGUUUAUACUUUUGCAUAAAAUACUGUUUAUGCUGGAAAAAUCUUAAAAAGUUUUUCCUAUACCCUUUAACCCCCUCCCUUGAUCAAGUCCCCUCCCCCCUCCUCCCACUUGGGCAAAUCCCCUCCCCUCCCCCCCACACACACAGAGUUUUGACAGCCGAUUUGGCCUUAUUUUGAUGUAUAACCUCUGUGAGCAAAGUAACACCAUUCUGAACAUAUAUCACCCCUAAAAUCAUCUAUCCCCCACCUCCCCCCAACUUUGAAAUAUUUUAGCGUGGGGCUCAACAGCUUUACUUGGAACCUUGUGUCCGGGCUCUUUUCUAUCUUGCUGGAGAAGGGAAGUAUUUGGUUACCUUGGGGUGCACCCCCUUUCCAUUAUCCCCCUCGCCCUGAUUUGUUGGAUGUGCUUGGAUCUUUGGCUAAUCUUGCACCCUAGAUCUGCCCUUUCUCAGCAGAAGAGCUCUGCCCAUCUUUAAUUUUUGUUAUAAUUUUGCGCUAUCCAUUAUUCUCUAGAUAAGAGCUCAAAAUAACUUUCAAGGUAUUCUUAUUUUAUAUACUUUAAUCCAGUUUAAUACUGAUUCGAUCAUAUGACAAUCUCAUUUAAUUUCUUUCAAAAUGAACUGGUAUAGUAAUCCUUCAUUUGUCUCAACCUAUUAAGUCCUUGUCUAUUGUCUAUGUCUAUUGAGUUCUUGUUUCAUCUUGAGUUCUUUUUUCUUGUUUUGAGUUUUUUUUUCUUGUUUUUUUUUCCAGUAUCAAAGGAUGCAUUGGUUAGUUUUGCAGAGAAAAUAAAUUGGUCAUUGUCUAGUGAUGAACUCUUGAUAAAUGCCCUUACACACAAGUCAUAUGUGACGUCAGAUAAUGACGUGCUGGGCACGUCGUUUAACCAUAAUGGGCGGCUUAUACAUUUGGGUGAGUAUGGCCUGACACUGAGGCUAAGUGAACCAUGUUCAGAAUCUCCUUGUGACUAGUCACUUUUUAGAUAACAUCGCUCUAUGUCAGAAAUUGUGUUGCAAAUUGCAGCAAAGAGUCCCUGAUGUAACAGUCUUUAUGUUACAAGAUGCAAUAUAAAUUGGUGAAUCCAUUUUCUUCAUUUCACCAAUAGGGUAUGAAACAGCAUCUAGUUUUAUAACAGAAAUCCUUUAUUUCAAACAUCCCACAUUAACUGCUGAACAAUUAUGGUAAGUUUUUUAAUGCGAAGAAGAAUUUGAUCAGUGUUUGUUUCUGAUGCACAGAAUAAGAUCUGUUAUAUGUAACCUCACAAUGUUGUAAAAUGUAUCAUUUAGGGAUCUGCAAAAUGGUCUGCUGCGCCAGGAUUUGCUUGAAAAAUGUGCACGGGAACUUGGAUUACAUGAUUUGAUAUUUUCAAAGGUUUUGUAUUUUUUAUUUUUUUUACUGACUCUUUGCCAUCUUUGACUUUGGACUUAAUUCUGAAACGUUUUGAUUGUUUAUACCAAAGUGGGUCCAAAGUGUAUACUAAGAAUUCCUUUAUUGUCAUGUAUAGGAUGAAGUCAGUGGUCAAAUUAUUGCUGAGGCAUUGUUAGCCAUUAUUGGCUCAAUAUAUAUGAAUCAGGUAUAGACUGUAGUAUCCUACUUUAAUUAAUUAAUAUAUUGGAUAGCUCUAUCAGCAGCUCCAGUCAUCCCAAGUCCAAGAUACCGAUAUUUUUUAGUUUGGGUUUAAAUUUUUUUUUCAUGAACUUGUUGUAGCCUCCUGGUUUGACUCGUGAGUUUAUGGAGAACUAUGUUGUCCCAGAACUAACAGAAGAAACGAUUAAAGAGAUUUGUCAAUUUGAACAUCCAAAGUUUAUGUUGCAACAACUCAAUGCUAGAAUGAACCUUACUGCAAAGUAUGAUUUGAUAUUUCAUAUUGUAAUUAAUAUGUCAGACAAUCCCAGCGUAGACCAUGUUAUUCUAGCUAUGACAUUGUAUGGAUUUAUAGAUAGGUUAGUGAAUGGGAAUUAGUGCUGUUUUAUUUUUUAAAGAAUUUUGCAAAAGGAUUCCAAACAGGACGUUUACGGUGACGAGACAGAAAAAUAUGAAGUUGGAAUUUUCCAACAAGAUGAAAUGAUUUGCAAAGGUAUAGAAAUGUUAUUUGUUCAUUCUUGUGCGAAAAAAGCAUCGGUUUCCUCAUUUUUUCACCACCAAUUUUUAUUUCCUAAAGGAGAAGGAGAUUCGCAGUUUAAAGCUGAAAAGAAUGUAGGUGCUUUGUGAUCUGUAUAAACCAAACUAACUUAUAAUAUUUGUACUGUUCUAUCUGUUGUAAACUGUUUUCCCAAAAUUUUCAUUGAAGGUCAGUCCUUUUUGGUCCAGUGUUACAUCAGGCGGAAACUGGAAUGUACAGAGAAACCUGCAAUGUCUUGUAGAGUCAAAAUAUUGCAAAAACCAAACUUCGGUCACUGACAUAUUAGGGGAAUAAACCACUGUGCAACCAAUAUUACUUCAAUAUGUAUUUUUAAACUUUGACUAGGCAUGUCAAAACCUUUUGAAAGAGAUAUAUUUGGACAAGUUGAAGAAAGCAAAGUUUCCACUAGACUAUGAUGAAUUUAUGUCUGAAGAUGAAAUCAAUCUGGGCUUGCUGGCUGAAGGAAUCAGAGCUGUCGAGAUAGAAAAGGUCUCGCAUUGUAACAAACCUGCAGACUUGUAGCAGUACUGUUCCAAGAACUUUUCAACAGGAUGUGUUCGCACUGCUUGUUCCCAGCUUGUUGAUAAGUUGUCAACUUGCUACAAGGUUGUUGAGUUCAACAGACUUGUUACAAGUUGUUCCAACAACUUGUUAUCGUCCUGCAAUUCAACAAUUUGUCAACAAGUUGUGAGUGAUUACCAUUGUUACAACUUGUUCACAAGCUUGCUACAAGCCUGUUGCGAACGCAUCUUGUUGACAAGUUGUGAGAUUUUUACGUGUUUACAUACGUAAAAAUGCACAAGUUGUUACAGGUUUGCAAACAAGUUUUUACAAAUCUCUCCACAAGCUGCCGACAAGUUGUGUUCGCACUGCUUGUUCCCAGUUGUUGUAACAAGUUUGGAACAAACUGUUAACAACUUGUAACAAGCUUGAUGGCAUUAUCAGACUUGUUACAAGGUUGUUCUGACAAGUCUGAUACAGUCGUGAUAUACCGGUAACAAGAAUGUUGCAAGGUUGACCACACAAGGUUGAAACAAUAUUGUUAUAUCAAGAUCGUAUCAGACUUGUUGGAACAACUUUGCAACAAGUCUGAUAAUAUCAACAAGAUUGUUACAAGUUGUUAACAGCUUGUUCCAAACUUGUUGACAACUUGGGACAAGCAGUGCGAACACAACUUGUUGACGACUUGUUGGCAGAUUUACCACAAGAUGCGAGGUUUUUACGUGUGUACAUGAACAACAAUGCUAAGAUCAAUGACAAGUUUUGUGAAAUAUUUUAUAGUUGUUUUGAAACUGUUUCGUCGGUUGGAUCACCAAAAAAACUGAUAAUGUGAUGACUGACCGUAUUAACAUACGGGCAAUUUCAUUUAUUUUACUUUUUACAAUUUUAGGGCGAGAGUGGAUUUGGAUUUUCUCUGAAAGGAGGCGAAAUGAGGAGUGAAGAAAACAGAGACUUUGUGAAGUAUCAUUACUACUAUCCUCCCUUCAUCUCAUCUGUUGUGGGAGGUGGACCCGCUGAAAGGUAUAGGAUAUCCACGAGCGCUUGCGAAACAUUUCACACGAAAUGAAUGGGUAAUUCCAGCUAUAUAUAGACUAAUUUUUUAUCUAGAAAAGAAGGACGAAAUCUAUCAUUAUAGCUUAAAAGAACAAUUGCCAAGUUUGGUUGCGAAAUGUUGUAAAAUACGGAAAAUAUAGCCCUGUGAAAUUAGCAAAUUUUGAGUACUUUAGUAUUACGCGCAGAAAAAUUCACUACUUUUGAGCCGAAAGUGUUGCUUCUGCUCGUAAUACUAAAAUACUCAAAUUUUGCUAAUUUUACAGGGCUUUAUUUUCCGUAUUUUACAACAUUUCGCAACCAAACUUUGCAAUUUUAUUAAUUUUAGGGUGCUCUUUUCAGCUAUAAUGAUAGAUUUCGUCUUUCUUGUUUAGAUAGAAAAUUAGUCGACAGCUUGAAUCACGCAUUCAUGCAUGGGCAGUAACGAUACAUUAGGUUUCGCGACAUGGGGGAACCGGGCGGCAGCCCCCAGUUUGUUGGGCAAGCAAAGCCAGUCGGGCAAUAUUCGCUCCACAGCGAAUUUAUUAUAAAAAUAAAUGGGACAAAUUCUGUCAAUUUUGUGGGAAAUUCUGUCAAUUUUGUGGUCAAUUUUGUGAUGUCUGGAAGAUUUGUAUGAUUUGCGAAACAUUUUGGUAAGUCCGAAAAAUUUUUGGACCCCUAAAAUGGUACACUGACCGAAAUUUUUUUGGCAACGGGGGGGUGGGGGGAGGUCGUCAAAAUUAAUUUGUUACGGAAAAAAAAAUUUCGGCACUGGUCGGGCAGAAUCCGAAAAAGUCGGGCAAAUUUCUUUCCGCCCCCCUAAUUUUUUCCUUCCGGUACACCCAUGUUUCGCGAGGAAAAAUUUCGCUUCGUCAGUAAGUAGAAGUCAGUUCUACUACGAAAGAGAAAAAAGUGGAAAAAUUCACUAGAAUCACCCAUGUGCAACCAUCUGUUGUUUAGAUGUGGUUUAAAACCUGGCGAUGUGAUACUGGCUGUCAAUGAUAAGGUAAGUCAUGGCCGAUGUAUAAAUAGUACAGUUUGCGUGCGGUUAGAUGCAAGGUAUAUAUGCCUACUGUAUAUGAAACUUGAAGUCAAAUACUGUAUGGUAUAUGAUGGUUGACUUAUGCAUUACGUAAAAUCUAUGGAAACAUUUUUCCGUUGUAGAACACUAAAGGAAUGGGUCAUCACAAAAUGGUUAAAUUGCUUGAGUCCCUAAAAGGUUCGAAAUAUUUUGUGUUCAGUUUGACCAAAAAUUCUAAAUCUAAUUUAUACUCCGUUAAAUCUCUGUGAACUCAAGGCUAUUUUCACAACGCAAAGUACACUAUCAGUAUUGUAAAGAAAGCAAGAUUUCCUGUUGGCUUUCUUGCCCGUACCAACCCACGAACGAAAAUGUAUCAUAGUUUUCUUUUUCACCAGGAAAAGCGAAGUUUACCGUCAAGUUUAGCAAAAAAGGUGAGCAUGCAUAUUUUAACGGAUUGUGAAUAAAAUACCAUUUAUAACAACCGUUUACUGGAUUCAUUGCAGUAUUAAUCAGCGAUGAAAUUGAGAGAAAAUUUGGCCAGUUUCAAGAAGGAAAGUUGCUGUCACAGUUGACUGAUCCGAAGUGGUCAGAAUGGCAUCAUUCCCAUUCCAAAAACAACAGACUUGAGUACGAUACUUUGGUUUCAAAACGUCAGGACGAGGGUUUGUUGCCGAAGAUAACGAAGCAUUAGAGCAUACACAAUCCAAGAGACAUGCAACUGGGAUUGACGUCAGGAUUGCCUGUGUCUAUGAUUACUGUUACCCACCUGAAUGACAAGGCUGCAUUUUGGUGAAAAUUCUGGGAGAGGUGGGGAAAUAUUCAAAUGCCAAAACUGAUUUUUCAAAUGCCAGAACUCCGUUUUCAAAUGCUAAAACUCUGUUUUCAAAUGCCAAAACUGAUUUUUCAAAUGCUGCAGAACUCCGUUUUCAAAUGCUAAAACUCUGUUUUCUAAUGCCAAAACUGAUUUUUCAAAUGCUGCAGAACUCCGUUUUCAAAUGCUAAAACUCUGUUUUCUAAUGCCAAAACUGAGUUUUCAAAUGCCAGAACUCCGUUUUCAAAUGCUAAAACUCUGUUUUCAAAUGCCAGAACUCCGUUUUCAAAUGCCAAAACUCUGUUUUCAAAUGCCAGAACUACCUUUUUAAAAGCCAGAACUCCGUUUUCAAAAAAAACAGAACUACCUUUUCAAAUGGCAUAAUUCCCUUUUCAAAUGCCAGAACUCCUUUUUCAAAAGCCAGAACUCCGUUUUCAAAUGCUAAAACUCUGUUUUCAAAUGCCAAAACUCCUUUUUCAAAAGCCAGAACUCUGUUUUCAAAUGCCAAAACCAGGGGCGUAACUCCUGGGAGUGUUGUACAAAUUCGGUAAGUUAGUGAAAAUGGUAUGUCCGAAAAUUUUUCUCCCAACAAUUUUGGCAAAAGAAAUAUUAAUUAUCGACUGAAAUGACCAUCGGGCACGACUUUCGCCACGCUCUUUUGGGCUCACAAUACCCCCAGUAUCAAUAUAUCCAAGUUAUGGCCCUGCACAUACAGAGCCAGAGGAUAAACAUGGUGUAUAUAAUACAAAAUUUUAAUGUACUGAUUUGUAUUUGGCAUACAGUAUUCCUUCAAAGUUUAAAAUAUGACUAUGUCAGAUAACUAGGAAAGGGGGAUAGUCUCCCUCGUGGUUAGGCUUAUAUACCAACUAAACUAUAGGCCAUUUUGACUGGCUACUUAACUAACAAUUGGUGUACAAGACUAUUUGCAAAUUUUACUAAGCACUAUCGUGUGCAGCAGUUAUCAGAGUGAGAAAAUAAUGGUAAUAGGGAGUUUAAGUUUCCGGGAACGGCAAACGGCAGGUUCGAAAAAUUCUUUGGAAAAUUUUCGUUGAGCGUUUUCGUUUCAUAUUUUUUUUCUUGUGUCGAAAGAACAAUCAUGCAUUGCAGUUUUAAAACAGCAAGUUUAUUUACUCUUUAUUGCCUGAUACCGUAAAAUUUUUCUUUGCCUAGCGUUUGCAGUACAACGCGAAGCUUAAACUCUCUAAUUCUUUUCAUUAUAUGUAAAUAUUUGGUGGCAAAGAUCAUUAGCCAGAAAGUGAAAUCAUAAUAUAACCUCUCUAAGUUAAUUUAACAGCUACUGUGGUGCAUAAUUUUAUGUCCUGUCCAAGGUAAGUGCAGUACUAAUGGAUGAUUGGUUCAAUUAUUAUUCCUUGUCCGUGUAUAGUUUAAAUAAUUAUUUUUUGUAUUCGAUUCUUUCAACUUUAACUUCAUCAUCAACCAGCUGGUAGACAUACGUCACAACUGUUGAGGCUUGAAUAUCCAUGAGAACGAACGAUGGUGUCACUUUUCUGC
Paramuricea clavata is the source of this 7446-nucleotide messenger RNA. The record is from the annotation of a GenBank genome assembly. NCBI's taxonomy places the organism in Eukaryota, Metazoa, Cnidaria, Anthozoa, Malacalcyonacea, Plexauridae.